GUCAUUUCCGGUUCCGCCUAGCAACCGGUAGUCACUGUGAACUGUUUGUGUCGUUUCUUGCUGCCGGGUUUUGGGGAGAAGAUGAGUGAGGUAGAAGAAACUCUGAAAAGGAUUCAGUCUCACAAGGGUGUGAUUGGUACAAUAGUUGUGAACUCAGAAGGAAUCCCAAUUAGGACAACUUUGGACAACUCCACAACUGUGCAGUAUGCAGGACUAUUCCAUCAACUUGCCAUGAAAGCUAGAAGCACUGUCCGAGAUAUUGACCCACAGAAUGACUUGACAUUCCUACGAGUCCGAUCAAAAAAGCAUGAGAUAAUGGUUGCACCAGAUAAGGAAUACCUUCUAAUCGUCAUCCAGAAUCCAAGUGAAUAAAUUCAGAAUGGAUAUCUAAAAGACAUCAAGGAUAGCAUUCAGCUGUUAGACUAACACUUUAAUAAUUUAAUAGUGAAAAGUGAAUUUGUAAACAGAGGUUAUGAACCAGAAGUUUGAAUUAAUGAUUUUUUGUUUUAAAAAAAACUUAAAACAAUAAACAGUAAUGCCAUGUA
Messenger RNA from Hypanus sabinus (Atlantic stingray), 545 nucleotides. RefSeq names its product dynein light chain roadblock-type 2 (gene dynlrb2). Gene Ontology annotation, biological process: microtubule-based movement. Bases 82 to 372 code for a protein of 96 amino acids. The transcript is spliced from 4 exons. The record is from RefSeq and is a predicted model, not a curated record. NCBI's taxonomy places the organism in Eukaryota, Metazoa, Chordata, Chondrichthyes, Myliobatiformes, Dasyatidae. Gene Ontology annotation, cellular component: centrosome; cytoplasm; cytoplasmic dynein complex. Gene Ontology annotation, molecular function: dynein intermediate chain binding.